Messenger RNA from Magnolia sinica, 1088 nucleotides. RefSeq names its product Golgi apparatus membrane protein-like protein ECHIDNA. Bases 188 to 733 code for a protein of 181 amino acids. The transcript is spliced from 6 exons. Gene Ontology annotation, cellular component: Golgi membrane. Gene Ontology annotation, biological process: vesicle-mediated transport; protein secretion. Lineage: Eukaryota; Viridiplantae; Streptophyta; Magnoliopsida; Magnoliales; Magnoliaceae. The record is from RefSeq and is a predicted model, not a curated record.
CCGACCGCGUAUCUUAUAAUUCCUAUCAUCUUCCCUGCGAGAAAUGAAAUCAGCUCAACAGCGCUGAGGCAAAGAAGCUCUCUCUCUCUCUCUCUCUCUCACAAAAUCUGGGCCAUCCGUUCAGCAUCAUUCAAUCUAUACCAUCCAUUCAAUCCAACCCCCUCUCGGCAAAAAUCAUCGUCUCGAAAUGGAUCAGAAUGUAGCAGAAAACUAUGCCAACCCAAAGACAUGUUUCUUCCACGUUCUCUUCAAGUCCACUGCUUUAGCAUUCUACAUCCUAUCGGCGCUGUUUGUUAGCAGCUUUGUCAUCAUCUUCGUGGUUACUGUUCUUCUUGCAGCUCUUGAUUUUUGGGUAGUCAAGAACGUCAGUGGACGGAUAUUGGUUGGUCUAAGGUGGUGGAAUGAAAUAGACGAGCAAGGGGAAAGCGUGUGGAAGUAUGAGUGCCUUGAUCAAGAGUCGUUGGCUCGGAUGAACAAGAAGGAUUCAUGGCUCUUUUGGUGGACACUUUACCUUACGGCAGUUGCAUGGAUAUUCCUUGGAAUAUUUUCACUCCUAAGAUUCCAAGCUGAUUAUCUUCUGGUUAUAGGAGUUUGCUUAAGUCUCAGCAUUGCUAAUAUUGUUGGCUUCACUAAAUGCCGCAAAGAUGCCAAGAAACAGAUUCAAGCAUUUGCUUCCCAGACCAUUGCUUCUCAUGUUUCGUCGACACUACAGUCAGCAUUCAGCGUCGUAUGAGUUUAUACAGAAAAAAGGAGAGAAAAUAAGACCACGCUGCAAUUCGACAUUUCAGGAAGUACCUUUUCCUGUGUCUUGACGGGUCGAAUGUUGGUUGAUUCCGGGCAUCAUUCUGCCGACAAUUUGUAGAAAUAGAAUACAUAACAAGCACUUUUUUAUUUUUUAAUUUUUUCUGUCGCUACUGUAUCCUCUGGCUGAUAGGGUUCUGAGUGGUGAAAAUUUUCCCCAUCUUUCAGCAUUGUAAAACAAGGUUUCAUCUGAAGGAACUGAAAACUGUUUGUGGUAGCUUGUUAGAGUACUCUUGUUAAGGUUCUUUGUAAGCCAUAUCAAACAGUUCUCAGGCCAUGAGCUUGUA